AUGUAUGUUUUUGCAAACCCAGUAUUUCCCUGGCCUGUAAUUCCACUGGAGGAUCACAUUUACAUCCUAAAAGAGGUUAUUUCACAAGGUUUUACGGCUAACAAAUUUUUUAAAAAGCUGGGAUAUCAAUUUUCACAAAGAGAACAAGCUGAAGAGGAUUUGCGGAAAACAUUGAAAAAACUUGCUUCUAUGAAUGAUGAUGAACACUUCAGACAAGCAGAAAGCCUUUCGAAUGCGAUUGACAAACAUUUGGGUUCUUCUACCGUAAAACAAUAUUGGAAUAGCGUUCAGAUACAAGAAGAACAAAACACAACUCGCAUUAAUCAAAUAAUUGUGGAAGAGAAAAAGAAACAACAUAAAUACCUCGUUGACUCUAACGUCGUAACCGAACACAAUAUGUCAAGUGAUAAAUUAACAUCAGAAUUUCAAAAAAUAGAGCGAACCUAUUACACCUCAAAAAUUUUUAAGAAAACGAACAUUUUUUGA
Ambispora leptoticha is the source of this 486-nucleotide messenger RNA. The record is from the annotation of a GenBank genome assembly. NCBI's taxonomy places the organism in Eukaryota, Fungi, Glomeromycota, Glomeromycetes, Archaeosporales, Ambisporaceae.